Molecule: messenger RNA, 447 nt
Organism: Nyctereutes procyonoides (raccoon dog)
Lineage: Eukaryota; Metazoa; Chordata; Mammalia; Carnivora; Canidae
Product: high affinity immunoglobulin epsilon receptor subunit beta-like
Exons: 4
Coding region: 1-447 (148 amino acids)
Biological process (GO): cell surface receptor signaling pathway
Cellular component (GO): plasma membrane
Source: RefSeq, a predicted model, not a curated record
AUGACGGUUCAGUCUGUGCCAAACAGGGAGCAGGGCAGCACCCCAGGAGACUCCGGGCCCCCCUCUGUGCUGCUGGAGCAAACCAGAAUGGGAGAAAUUGUGGGUUCCAGUGGGAUAACUGUGGAUAUUUCCUUCAAUCAAAACCAAGGUAUCCAGUUAGGGAAGGCUGGGACAUCCAACGCCUCAGGACACACACCAGGCAAGCUGCAGAGAUUCCUGAAGGAACAUCUCAGGCAACUGGGGGUGGUUCAGAUUAUGAUUGGCGUGAAAUUCAUCGUCUAUGGGACACUUGGAAUUACGGUUCUCCAUUACACAAUACACAAAAUUGGUUUCUUCUCAUUUCAGAUAGGCUUCCCCAUAUGGGCAGCUUUAUCUUUUAUUAUUUCUGGAUCUGUGACAGUUGUGUCUGCAAAGAAGCAAACAAAAGCUCUGGUAAAGUAUCAGUGA